GACGUGAGUUUAUUCCCUCAAAGAAAAAGGAAAGCAUAUUAAUUUGAGAAUGGUGACCACUGUGCGAUGUGAUUAUGUGAGAAGGCAGUGGGCACUGUAAGUAACAUUCAUGGUGUAAUAAGACAGUGGGCUAUUACUGCACUUUCCAAAUAUUGACACUCGCCAAGGCAGAGAGAGACAGAGGGGGAGUACGGAUGAAGGAAAACCCCAUGACCACCAUCUACCUGAUGCUGCUUUUGCUCCACGCCCAUCUCUCAAUCUGCAAUGGGUUGGUCUCCGUCUCCGUUGUAGGCCUGAAUUCAGUGAAAAAUAAUGAAAUCGAAGCAAUCCCCAAAAGGGAUUGCGGGGGAGAGGUGGGGCAAUGCUUGGGGGAGGAGAUGGAUUGGGAGUGGGAGAUAAGCAGCAGGAGGGUUCUGGUGAUGCAGAAGAAGUACAUAAGCUAUGAGACACUCAAAAAGGACAUGAUUCCUUGUGCCAGGCCUGGGGCCUCUUACUACAACUGCCGUGCCUCUGGAGAGGCUAACCCUUACAACAGAGGUUGUGAAGUCAUCACCGGCUGUGCAAGAGGUGUUAGAGACAUCAAUUCUUGAAUCCCCUAUUUUGUAUACCAUGUUGAUCCUCAACAAUGGUAAUGCCUUUUUUUUUUUUCUUUCCAUGUCUUUUGUUUUUUAAUGUUAUGUUUGUAUAUUUAAGAUCCGUGUCUUUCUUUCCUAUAUAUAUUCAUAGAUUUGUGUCUA
Molecule: messenger RNA, 737 nt
Organism: Vitis vinifera (wine grape)
Lineage: Eukaryota; Viridiplantae; Streptophyta; Magnoliopsida; Vitales; Vitaceae
Product: protein RALF-like 24
Exons: 1
Coding region: 195-590 (131 amino acids)
Source: RefSeq, a predicted model, not a curated record